Molecule: messenger RNA, 738 nt
Organism: Sorex fumeus (smoky shrew)
Lineage: Eukaryota; Metazoa; Chordata; Mammalia; Eulipotyphla; Soricidae
Gene: NPM2
Product: nucleophosmin/nucleoplasmin 2
Exons: 10
Coding region: 1-738 (245 amino acids)
Biological process (GO): positive regulation of DNA replication; chromatin remodeling
Cellular component (GO): nucleoplasm; nucleolus; cytoplasm
Molecular function (GO): histone binding; RNA binding; chromatin binding
Source: RefSeq, a predicted model, not a curated record
AUGGCCAGACCCGCUGCCGCCGAGCUGGCCUCCUCGCCCCGAGACGUGAGCCGCAACAGAGCCGGCAGCCUGGCCGAGCGCGUGGGCCGCAACUCGCUCUGGGGCUGUGAGCUGAGUCAGGACAAGCGGACGUGGACCUUCAGAGCCCAGGGCGAGGGGAAGCAGGACUGCAAGGUGGUGCUGAGCACGAUUUGCUUGGGGGAAAAAGCCAAAGAGGAGAUGAACCUCGUGGAUAUCGUGGUAGCCGGGAACAAAGAGGACAAGAAGGCCAAGCCGGUCACCGUGGCCUCUCUUCAGCCCUCGGUGCUGCCCACGGUUAUCCUACCCGAAAUGUUUCUUUCUCCUCCAGUCACCUUUCAGCUGCGGGCUGGCUCUGGACCCGUGUUCCUCAGUGGCAUGGAAUGUUACGACACUUUAAAUGUGUCCUGGGAGGAGGAGGAGGAGGAGGAAGAAGAGGAGGAGGAAGAGGAGGAGGAGGAGGAAGACACCCAUUUAGUCCUAGAAGAAUCCCCUGUCAAACCCAUCAAGAGGUCAGGACCUCAGAAGCAGAGCAGUGUGGCUAAGAAGAAAAAGGUGUGCAGUGAUGAGGAAGCAGCAAGGCCCAAGGACAAGAGCCCAGUGAGAAAGCUCUCCAGAUUCCGCAGGACCUGGGGGGUAAAGGGCCCUAUUAAAGUUUGCUUUGCCAAGACCUUGUCUCUCCCCUCCUUCCGGGGGCAACCUUCUUGCUGGCUGCAGUGA